Molecule: messenger RNA, 1602 nt
Organism: Drosophila mojavensis
Lineage: Eukaryota; Metazoa; Arthropoda; Insecta; Diptera; Drosophilidae
Product: transcription activator MSS11
Exons: 2
Coding region: 142-1200 (352 amino acids)
Source: RefSeq, a predicted model, not a curated record
UAGUUGAUGUAUGUAAAUAAAAGAUAAGCAAAUCGCGAGGCCCAGCUGAUGCUGAGCCAUCUCUAGAGUAGUGUAAACAACAAAACCAUAUACACAUACACAUAUUUAGCUAUUAUUGUUAUUAAACAAACAAACGAAACGAUGGCGAAAAUAGGCGAAACAAAAAUACCAAUUAAUGAAUUCCUCGACGCAUACAGACGCCAACCAUGCCUCUACAAUUCACUAUUGGACACCUAUAAGAAUCGUGUGGCCCGCGAAGAAGCAUAUGAAGCGAUAAUUAGAACAUUGAAAAUACCGCAAUUGACAGUGCUCGAUAUUAAAUUGAAAAUCAAAAGCGUACGCACCGUUUACACAAAGGAAUUACGAAUAUUGAUGCGAGAAAAGGAGAUGGGCCGAUGCUAUGAACCAAAACUAUUUUGGUUCAAGCGCGCAGAUGCAUUUCUGCGCGCCGUUUCGCUAUCCCAUUGCAAACGCGCUAAGAGCAAAGAUGCAAAAGUAGUCAUCAAAAAGGAAACACCACAGAAAAUGGUGCUCAAUGCCGCUAGCCAGAUAAUUGAGGAUGCAGUGCAGCAGCCGGAGCAACAACAUCAGACGAAGGAUCAUCAUGAUGAGCUGGAAUCGAAUGGUCAUAUAGAUGAUGUAUUUCAUACGGAUGUGGAUGAGCAUGCUAAAACGACUAUGACCACAGGCACUAAUACCCAUAUACCUCCAAACGCAAGCAGUCAAACGGACGAUCUACAGAGCAUAUGCUCGGCACACUCCAUACGCACGCCGCCCAAUAAGAGUGAACUUAUCAUUGAUGACUCGCAGCUGGGCCUUAUGGAACAGCAGCAACAACAGCAGCACCAGCAACAACAGCAGAAUCAGCAGCAGCAACAGCAAACGUUGCCGCGUAAAUUAAAGUAUAUGAACUAUGGGCAAAGCCAACAUCAACAGACACAGAGACUAGCAACGCCCUUUCCGUCGCCAUCACCAUCACAACAUUUGGAAAUAGCAACAAAUGGAAAUCCAAACUUGAGCUUCUCUGGCGGUGAUGAUGAUCUGUUUGCCUUUGGCCAAAGUAUUGCCUCACAAUUAAGGUCGAUAGUCGAUCCAUAUGCUCGGUCCGUGGCGAAGCUGCGCAUACAGCAAGUCCUCUUUGAGGCAGAGACCGGGCAAAGUAGCGAAGCAGUCAGUACGACGCAUUUGCAUAGUUUUUAGCAGUGCAACAAAAAGACCACUAUAAAUCUAUAAAUCAUUGCAUUUAAGAUUGUUGUUUAAAUGUUUAUUUAUAUUUAGUUCAACAUAUUUUUAAGAAAACCAAGCCAAAUAUAUGUACUUUAAUUAUAAUUAAUAAUUAAUUUAGAAUAUAAUAUAUACACAUCUGUGCAUAGGUGGAAAAACAUAAUAGUUCUUUAAUUAUCAUUAGUUAUUUGAAUAAUUAAUUUUAAAAAUGUUUUAUAGGAAAUAUUUAAAAUUUACUGGUGAGGCUUUAUGUCUACAAGUAAAGAAACAUUACAAAAUAUAUACUCGUAUAUGUGGCUGAUUUAGUUAUUCAAAAAUUACGAAAAGUAGGUCUUGAUUAUACCGACUGUAACUCAAAUACAAUUUCGGCUAAACAAA